Daphnia magna is the source of this 2226-nucleotide messenger RNA. RefSeq lists its product as uncharacterized. The record is from RefSeq and is a predicted model, not a curated record. The annotation marks the transcript as partial. NCBI's taxonomy places the organism in Eukaryota, Metazoa, Arthropoda, Branchiopoda, Diplostraca, Daphniidae. The transcript is spliced from 3 exons. Gene Ontology annotation, molecular function: zinc ion binding; nucleic acid binding.
AUGGUUUUACUAACAAAUUUAGCUUUCGUUCAGAAGGUCCAAAAGGUUUAUGUAAUUCAUCCAGAACUGAGCAGUAGGCCCGAGCUCUCCAAGAAUGGUUUUGUGACGAAAGGCUUCAUACUUUUCAACGAGAUCACGUAUUUCAAUUGGGGUAUUUUCUGCCGUUACGUUCGCCAAGUCUUCUGGUUUCAAGUUUUUGAUUUCCGUUUUUGUGCCGUUGGCAAUCGUUCAACGUUCGCUAGCCACUCUUGCCGGUUGACUCAAGUGUUACGGGGCACCCACUCGUGUACAUUUUCUCUCGGUCGGUUCAUCAACGUCCUUACCACGAGAUUAGUUCACGGCGCCACCACUAGAGGCGCCGAAUCACCACCGUGUAUGAGCGAGCCGGUCGACGUUUUCGACGGGGAUUUUUUCUUCGGUUGGCUCUGGAGUCCUACAAUGGCUGCCCCCGCUGCUGCCAACACGAGGCCUUUCCGGCCUUACGGCACUGCCCCUCCAUUUGACAUGGAUGAUUACAAAGACUCGUUUGAGAUUUGGCACGCACAAUGGGACAUUUUCCUCGAGCUCUCCACCAUCAACACGGCCCUCGACGCAGCCGACCAGCCACGAUACAAGGCAAACGUCCUCAAGUCGUGCAUGUCGAAGUCUACUCUCACAGUGCUCCUUACUUCCGGUAUGUCGGCCACCGAUCUUCAAGAUCCCGACAAAAUCAUCACGGCGCUCCGGGAUAGAUGCAAUGCCGGCCGUAACUGCCAUGUGUGGCGCCAACAAUUCUCGUCCCGCGUCCAACGAGACAAAGAAGCUAUUGAUGACUGGCUAUGCGAUCUGCGCUCUAUCUCCAGCAAGUGCGAGUUUGGUGCCGACUGUUGUGCUGCUUGUGAACCCACCCGAAUUCUGGGUCAACUCGUAUUCGGCGUGCGCAGCGACGACGACAGGCGGAAGCUGUUAGAGCAAGGGCCCACUUUGAAAUUGGAUGAUGCCCUCAAGACGCUGCGCCUCACGGAAGCUACUCGCAAACAGUCAGCUAAUUUGAAAGGUAGUGACGCCAGUUCCAUCUCGCGGAUGUCUCAAUCCACGUACAAAAAGAACAAAAGCAGCAAUCAACAAAAGAAGGUUUCAUUCGAGUCGAAAACGGAUACACACUCGUCCGCUGCCAAGCGUGGUAGCGCAUUGAAGGUCAGUGGUUGUUUCAACUGUGGUAGCAAGGAACACCACAAGAGGGUGGAUUGUCCGGCAUCCGGGAAAGAGUGUCACGCUUGUGGCAAAAGAGGCCACUUUUCGUCAGUCUGCAGCAAAGAGAAGAACAAGAAGUCGGGCGAUGUACGCUCAAUCAGCGUUCACUCCACUACAGUCGGUGCAGUCACAGCAGCCGAACUCGUCGAUAUCUUCGUCGCUCCAAAAAGUUCUUCAGGAUCUACUGCCCAGGUGCGCUUCCUGCCGGACACAGGGGCUGAACUCGACGCCAUCCCGCGCGAAACGUUUCGCCGAGCCUUUCAAGGCGUCAAACUCGCGCCAGCCGCCUCUCCAGAGACCGCCACAGGAUCGCCGAUCGUGAACGAUGGUACCUUCACUGCUACGCUCAACUGGAACGCAGACGAUGAUUCGAGACGGCCCAUCACGGCAACAGUUCACGUUCUACAAGAUCUUAAGCAGGCCGUGCUCUCCAAAUCGUCUCAAAAGAAACUGGGUAUGUUGCCUGAAUCAUACCCUCAUGCUCGUGUGAGCACGCUCGCCCUGUCGGCCAUCACAGACGUCGAAACGGACACCAGUCCAAGUUCAUCCCUGCUCUUCCCUCACCUCCUCUCGCGCCCACCAGCACCAAUGACGGUCGCAGCGCUCGAGCCAGGCGUCACAGGCGAACGAAAAGCAGCCGAUCUCAAGAACCUUAUGACCGGUUUCCGGGUCAUUUUCGACGGUGUUUGCCGCCCAAUGAAAGGCCCGCCUUGUCACUUCGAACUGAAGGCAGACGCUACACCGGUAUCGAUGCGCGGAUCACGCCCGGUUGCAGUCCCACUCAUGCAGAAGCUCAAAGACGAGCUCGAACUCCAGGAAAAGCAAGGCAUCAUUCGGAAAGUGACUGAACCAACAGCUUGGGUUCACCCAAUGGUCGUAGUGCUCAAAAAGUGCGGCGGGAUCCGGAUCACCGUGGAUUUCCAUUUUCUAAAUGACAAAAUCAUCCGCCCAUGCUUUGAGUCGCCCACCCCGUUCCAGGCCGUGCGCACCAUC